UUUUCUCAGGGGACGUUCAAAUUAUUUUUGUAACGGGAGUCGGGAGAGGACGGGGCGUGCCCUGACGUGCGCGUGUCCUCCUGCCCCGGCCCUCCUUCAGCGCUCGCCGGCACCGGCCCUGGGAGGGCGUCAUGCCGCCCAAAACCCCCCGGAGAGCAGCCGCCGCCGCCGCCGCCGCCGCCGCUGCUGCUGCGGAGCCCCCGCCGCCGCCGCCGCCGCCGCCGCCACCGCCGCCACCGCAGCCUGAGGAGGACCCCGAGCAGGACAGCGGCCCCGAGGACCUGCCUCUGGUCAGGCUUGCAUUUGAAGAAACUGAAGAACCUGAUUUUACUACAUUAUGUCAGAAAUUAAAGAUAGCAGAUCAUGUCAGAGAAAGAGCUUGGUUAACUUGGGAGAAGGUUUCAUCUGUGGAUGGAGUAUUGGAAGGUCAUAUUCAAAAGAAAAAGGAACUGUGGGGAAUCUGUAUCUUUAUUGCAGCAGUUGACCUAGAUGAAAUGCCAUUCACCUUCACUGAGCUGCAGAAAAACAUUGACAUCAGUGUCUAUAAAUUCUUUGACUUAUUGAAAGAAAUUGAUACCAGUACCAAAGUUGAUAAUGCUAUGUCAAAACUGUUGAAGAAGUAUAAUGUAUUGUGUGCACUCUACAGCAAAUUAGAAAGGACAUGUGAACUUAUAUAUUUGUCACAACCCAGCAGUUCAAUAUCUACUGAAAUAAAUUCUAUGUUGGUGCUAAAAGUUUCUUGGAUCACAUUUUUACUAGCUAAAGGGGAAGUAUUACAAAUGGAAGAUGAUCUGGUGAUCUCAUUUCAGUUAAUGCUAUGUGUUCUUGACUAUUUUAUCAAACUCUCACCUCCUGCAUUGCUCAAAGAACCAUAUAAAACAGCUGUAAUACCUAUUAAUGGUUCACCUCGAACACCAAGGCGAGGUCAGAACAGGAGUGCACGGAUAGCAAAACAACUAGAAAAUGAUACAAGAAUUAUUGAAGUUCUCUGUAAAGAACAUGAAUGUAAUAUAGAUGAGGUGAAAAAUGUUUAUUUCAAAAAUUUUAUACCUUUUAUGAAUUCUCUUGGAAUUGUAGCCUCUAAUGGACUUCCAGAGGUGGAAAGUCUUUCUAAACAAUAUGAAGAAAUUUACCUUAAAAACAAAGAUCUAGAUGCCAGGUUAUUUUUGAAUCAUGAUAAAACUCUUCAGGCUGAUCCUACAGACAGUUUGGAAAUGCAGAGAACACCACGAAAAAGUAACCCUGAUGAAGAGGUGAAUGUGAUUCUGCCACAGACUCCAGUUAGGACUGUUAUGAAUACUAUCCAACAAUUAAUGAUGAUCUUAAAUUCAGCAAGUGAUCAACCAUCAGAAAAUCUGAUUUCCUAUUUUAAUAAUUGCACCGUGAAUCCAAAGGAAAGUAUCUUGAAAAGAGUAAAGGAUAUUGGAUACAUCUUUAAAGAACAGUUUGCUAAAGCUGUGGGACAGGGAUGCAUGGAAAUUGGAUCACAGCGAUACAAACUUGGAGUCCGAUUGUAUUACCGAGUAAUGGAAUCCAUGCUCAAAUCCGAAGAAGAACGAUUAUCCAUUCAAAAUUUUAGCAAACUCCUGAAUGACAACAUCUUUCAUAUGUCUUUGUUGGCAUGCGCUCUUGAGGUUGUAAUGGCUACAUAUAGCAGAAGUACGUCUCAGAAUCUUGAUACUGGAACAGAUUUGUCCUUCCCGUGGAUUCUGAAUGUACUUAAUUUAAAAGCUUUUGAUUUUUACAAAGUGAUUGAAAGUUUUAUCAAAGCAGAAGCCAACUUGACCAGAGAAAUGAUUAAACAUUUAGAACGAUGUGAACAUCGAAUCAUGGAAUCCCUUGCUUGGCGCUCAGAUUCACCUUUAUUUGAUCUUAUUAAACAAGCAAAGGACAGAGAAGGACCAGCUGAUCACCUUGAAUCUGCUUGUACUCUUAUUAACCUUCCUCUCCAGAGUAAUCACACUGCAGCAGAUAUAUCCCCCAAGAAAAAAGGGUCAACUACACGUGUAAAUUCUACUGCAAAUUCAGAGGCACAAGCAACCUCAACCUUCCAGACUCAGAAGCCACUGAAAUCUACCUCCCUUUCACUCUUUUACAAAAAAGUGUACCGACUAGCAUAUCUUCGACUCAAUACCCUGUGUGCACGCCUUCUGUCUGAUCACCCAGAACUAGAGCAUAUCAUCUGGACCCUUUUCCAGCACACACUGCAAAAUGAGUGUGAACUCAUGAGAGACAGGCAUUUGGACCAGAUUAUGAUGUGUUCCAUGUAUGGCAUAUGCAAAGUGAAGAACAUAGACCUUAAAUUCAAAAUCAUUGUAACAGCAUACAAAGAUCUUCCUCAUGCUGUUCAGGAGACAUUCAAACGUGUUUUGAUCAGAGAAGAGGAGUAUGAUUCUAUUAUCGUAUUCUAUAAUUCAGUCUUCAUGCAGAGACUGAAAACAAAUAUUUUGCAGUAUGCUUCCACCAGGCCCCCCACUUUGUCACCAAUUCCUCACAUUCCUCGGAGCCCUUACAAGUUUUCCAGUUCACCUUUACGGAUUCCUGGGGGGAACAUCUAUAUAUCACCCCUAAAGAAUCCAUAUAAAAUUUCAGAAGGCCUGCCAACGCCAACAAAAAUGACUCCAAGAUCGAGAAUCUUAGUAUCAAUUGGUGAAUCAUUUGGGACUUCGGAGAAGUUCCAGAAAAUAAAUCAGAUGGUGUGUAAUAGCGACCGUGUGCUCAAAAGAAGUGCUGAAGGAGGCAACCCUCCUAAACCUCUGAAAAAGCUGCGCUUUGACAUCGAAGGAGCAGAUGAAGCAGAUGGAAGUAAACAUCUCCCGGGAGAGUCUAAAUUUCAACAGAAACUGGCAGAAAUGACAUCUACUCGAACACGAAUGCAAAAGCAGAAAAUGAAUGACAGCAUGGAUACCUCGAACAGGGAAGAAAAGUGAGGGCCCCGCGAUCUUGGGGGGUGCCCGUACACCUCCGGCUUCGCCCUCAGCCACAGAUCUGACUCCAGAACUCUCCCCAAUUCUGUUUACGGCCACGUUUAAUACAUAUCUUCGGCUCUCUGUGUGUGUAUAAAAUGUGUAGAUGCACGUUGAGUAUUUGUGUGGGGGAUUCCUAAGCCACUUGCAGCAUUGCAGUCACUAGAACAUACCCUGUUGUACAAGAUUGAAAAUCUUGUGUACAUCCUGCCAUUUGAAAGCUACAGAUGUUUCCAUUUCCAGAGUGGAAUUGCUCCACUUUACAGAUGGUGGCCGGAUCCCCUGGGAGUGAGUCCUCACAAGCCAUGCCUGGAUGAGUACUUUGUCUUUUCUAGGGCAUGACUGUGAUGUUUGCUAUUAUUUUUAUUUAUAUUUAUUUUUUUAAUUUAACAUGAACACCCUUAGAAAAUGCGUCUUGUCUUCCAAAUGCAAUUUGGCUGACUGCCCUCCCCCUCAUUUACCCAAAUGGUCCUGAACUCCUCUGUGAAAAACAGAUGCUAGAAACUAGAAAAAAAUGACAAUUUUUUACACAUUAGAUUUUAGUUUACUAAUGGAAACUAAAAGGAUGUACUGUGUGUUUCUUUUAUAAAUUUUAGUUUUAAAAAACGAGAAAGCAAAGUAUAAACAGUAAUGAGAUACUGUCAUACUACUGAUAGAGAUGUCAUACCUCAGGACGUGUAAGAAUUUAUUAAUUCUUUAAUUCAGCCAACUCAUGCUUUAAAAUAGUUAUUCAAUAGCACUCUUGCUGUUUAUACCAUUCAGAUCACUCAAUUCAUAAAGUACCCAUCUAGUUCUUGGACAGUAAAGUCUUGAGCUCGAGCUGUGCCCAUAGAGGAAGGACCCUGAUGCAGUACACCCAAAUGCACUUUCUGCUGUUUCUGGGUCCUGAAGAAUCAAGAUACAAAAUAGUUUUAUUCCACAGACUGUUGACUAUGGGAGCCUUAAUUUUUCUUUCUUAAAGAGUUACCUGAUUGCAUCUCAGCAGUUAUUCUGCCCUCCUAAAUUUGGGAAGAGGGUGUGUUUUCUCUGGAAUGGUACAUGUCUUCCAUGUAUCUUUUGAACUGGCAGUUUUUGUUUUUUUUUUAAAUUCAACAUGGUCUUACACUGGCACGUUCAAAGCCACAUUAUUCCUAGUCCAAAGUUGCAGGUAAUCAAAUGUCUUUGAGUUAAACAUUUAAUGUUCCUGAUUUUGUGCAAAAAAUUAAAACAGCUACAUUAGAAAAAGAGGCGCUUCCCCCCGACACCUAAAGGUGUAUUUAAACUAUCUUGUGUGAUUAACUUAUUUAGAGAUGGUAUAAUUUAAAAUAGGUAGUAUUUAAGGUAGCAUUUACUAGCUUUUAGGAAAAUCACUUUGUCUAAACUCAGAGGUCUUUUAAAAAAGAAAUCUGAUCUUAUUUGUUAGAAAACAAAAUUUUAUUUUGUGCUGACUUAAGUUGCAAACUUAUUUUUUGACAGUUAUCUUGAUAACAAAGGCACUAGAAAGCUUUGUCUCAUUUCCUCAUUCAUUUUUGCAUGAAUAUCAUAUACAUCAGUUUGCUUUUAUGUCCAGGGCUUACCACAUUUCUAGGUCUUUUGCUAAUAAGUUCAUGUUAGACUUAGUGUCAGAAUUUUAGGAACUUCAAAGAUCGUGUAUUGAGAUUUCUUAAAUAAAGCUUCAGAUAUUGCUUUAUUGCUUUUUGUAUUCGUUAAAACUGUACAUUUAAAAUUGCUAUGUUAUUUUCUACAAUAGUUUGUCUAUUUUUAAAUAAAUUAGCCAAGAGUCUUAAUA
Messenger RNA from Sus scrofa (pig), 4734 nucleotides. It is a transcript of the gene RB1, whose product is annotated as RB transcriptional corepressor 1. Gene Ontology annotation, molecular function: RNA polymerase II transcription regulatory region sequence-specific DNA binding. Lineage: Eukaryota; Metazoa; Chordata; Mammalia; Artiodactyla; Suidae. The record is from RefSeq and is a predicted model, not a curated record. Gene Ontology annotation, cellular component: Rb-E2F complex; chromatin; nucleus. Gene Ontology annotation, biological process: cell differentiation; negative regulation of G1/S transition of mitotic cell cycle; cell morphogenesis involved in neuron differentiation.